This is a messenger RNA of Jaculus jaculus (lesser Egyptian jerboa), 4037 nucleotides long. RefSeq names its product filamin A interacting protein 1 like (gene Filip1l). The record is from RefSeq and is a predicted model, not a curated record. The coding region runs from base 112 to 2955 and encodes 947 amino acids. Lineage: Eukaryota; Metazoa; Chordata; Mammalia; Rodentia; Dipodidae. The transcript has 2 exons.
AAGAAGUUGAUUGAUCAAGAAACUGAGUUCCAGGAGAAGAAAGAGCAAGAAAGGGAGAGGAGGGUCACCGCCCUGAGAGACGAGCUGACCAAGCUCAAGUCUUUUGCUCUGAUGGUGGUAGAUGAACAACAGAGGCUUACAGCUCAGCUUGCCCUCCAAAGGCAGAAGAUCCAGGAUCUGACCACAAGUGCAGAGGACACACAUGCUAAACUAGUCCUUGCUCAAGCCAGGGCUCAGGAAGAGGAGCAGAAGGCAGCGAGACUAGAGGAGGAGCUGCACACACGGACCCAGGAGUUUCAGCGGAGCCAGGACGAGAUCAUGGCGAAGCUCACCAAUGAGGACAGUCAAAACUGCCAACUCCGACACAAGCUGGCGGCGCUCAGCCGGCAAAUUGAUGAGCUAGAAGAAACUAACAGGGCUUUAAGAAAAGCCGAAGAGGAGCUGCAAGACAUAAAGGAGAAAAUCAACAAGGAAGAAUAUGGAAGUGCUGGUAUCCUGGCUGAGGUGGACGAGCUCAGGAAACGUGUGCUAGAUAUGGAGGGGAAAGAUGAGGAGCUCAUAAAAAUGGAAGAACAGUGCAGAGAUCUCAACAAGAGGCUUGAAAAAGAAACAGCACAGAGUAAAGACUUCAAACUAGAGGUUGAGAAACUUAAUAACAGGAUCACAGCUCUUGAAAACUUAGAAGAUGCUUUCAACAGAAGCAAGCAAGAAUGCCUCUCUCUGAAGUGCAGUUUAGAGAAAGAAAGAGAGACCACAAGGCAGUUGUCUCAAGAACUGGAGACCGUGAAAGGGAAGAUCAAAGAGCUUGAAGCCACUGAGAGUAGGCUGGAAAAGACAGAAUUCACCCUAAAGGAGGAUUUAACUAAACUGAAAACAUUAACUGUAAUGCUUGUAGAUGAGCGCAAAGCAAUGAGUGAAAAACUAAAGCAAACAGAAGAGAAGUUACAGGCUGCUGCUUCUCAGCUGCAGGUGGAGCAAAGCAAUGUGACCACAGUGACUGAGAAAUUAAUUGAAGAAACUAAAAGAGCACUCAAAUCCAAAACUGAUAUUGAAGAGAAGAUGUUCAGUGUAACAAAGGAGAGAGACGAUCUAAAAAAUAAACUGAAAGCAGAGGAAGAGAAAGGAAAUGAUCUACUGUCAAAAGUGAAUAUACUGAAAAAUAGGCUUCAAUCACUGGAAGCAGUUGAGAAAGAUUUCAUAAAAAACAAAUUAAAUCAAGACUCUACUAAGUCCACCAUAGUGUUACACCACGAGAACAAUAAGAUUAAGGAGCUCUCUCUAGAAGUAGAAAGGCUGAAACUAAAGUUAAAGGACAUGAAAGCCAUUGAGGAUGACCUCAUGAGGACAGAAGACGAGUAUGAGACUCUGGAAAGAAGAUAUGCUAACGAGCGAGACAAAGCUCGGCUUCUGUCUGAGGAGCUGGAACAAGUUAAAAUGGAACUGGCCAAGUACAAGUUAGCAGAAAAGACAGAAUCCAGCCACGAGCAAUGGCUUUUCAAAAGGCUUCAAGAAGAGGAGGCUAAAUCGGGGCAUCUGUCAAGAGAAGUAGAUGUGUUAAAAGAGAAAAUUCAUGAAUACAUGGCAACAGAGGACCUAAUAUGUCACCUCCAGGGGGAUCACUCAGUUCUGCAAAAGAAACUAAGUCAGCAAGAAAACAGGAACAGAGACUUAGGCAGAGAGAUUGAACACCUCACUAAAGAGUUAGAGAGGUAUCGGCAUUUUAGCAAGAGCCUCCGACCUAAUCUCAAUGGAAGAAGGAUUUCUGAUCCUCAAGUAUUUUCUAGAGAAGUCCAAACAGAAGCGGCGGACAACGGCCCACCCGACUACAAGAGCCUCAUUCCUCUGGAGCGAGCAGUCAACGGUCAGUGCCAUGAGGAGAGGGCGGAGCGGGAGGAGCCCAGCGAAGAGGAGCCUGUGCUGUCCUUCAGGUGCGGCCCCUCUACUCUUCCCGGGAACAGGAAGCUGUGGAUUCCUUGGAUGAAAUCCAAGGAGGGCCAUCCACAGAAUGGCAAAAUACAAACUAAAUCCAAUGGCAACUUUGUACAACCUGGAGAUCUAGUCCUAAGCCACACACCUGGCCAGCCCCUUCACAUAAAGGUUACUCCCGAUCAUGUCCAGAACACCGCCACUCUUGAAGUCACAAGUCCCACCGCCGAGGGUGCUCACUCUUACACCAGCACCGCAGUGAUACCAAACUGCGGCACCCCAAAGCAAAGGAUAACCAUUCUCCAAAACGCCUCCAUAACGCCAGUGAAGUCGAAAACGUCUACUGAAAACCUCAUUAAUGUAGAACAAAGCAUGUCCCCAGUUACCAUGGCAACCUUUGCCAGAGCACAAACCCCGGAGUCAUGUGGUUCUAUAACUCCAGAAAGGACAAUGUCACCUAUUCAGGUCUUGGCUGUGACUGGUUCGGCUAGCUCUCCUGAGCAGGGACGCUCCCCAGAGCCGAUCGAAAUCAGUGCCAAGCACGCCGUUUUCAGGGUCUCCCCGGACCGACAGUCGUCGUGGCAGUUUCAGCGUUCAAACAGCAGCAGUUCAAGUGUGAUAACUACUGAGGAUAAUAAAAUCCACAUUCACUUAGGAAGUCCUUAUGUGCCAGCUGUGGCCAGCCCCUUGAGACCCGCCAGCCCUUCAGCACCGCUGCAGGGCACCAGAACUCAAGGCUUAGCUAAUGGGGCACUAAGCAAAACAACCAAUAAAGUCACCAGCAGUAUUACUAUCACACCAGCAGCCACACCUCUUCCUCGACAGUCACAAAUUACAACCAAAGAAGUAUGCAAGCAAAGAAUUUCAACAAGGAUACCUAAACCCAAAUCUACAAGCAUUAAUAGAAUUUCCACCAAUGCAUCCUUAAGACCUAUGGAAAAGUCUUGUCAGCAAAACGGCUACAGAAAACUACACAUAGUAAGGACUGUCACCUCCAACACUUUCCUCCACAUGGGAGGGAAAAGGUAAGUCACAUCCAUGUACCGUCUGGGAAGAUUUAUCUACAGAUAUAUCAAGAGAGCUGCAAAAAUCAAGGUGGAAGGCCAAAGAAUGGCUAUCUCUUCAGGAAACAAUAAGGCAGCAAACUGUCCAUGGCUCAUUCACUGGAUGGAGGAACUAAAGAGCACACGUGACGGGCUGCACACCUACAAUUUUCUUACUCUACAUGUAUACAGGCUCAUAUACACACAGGCUUAGAUCAUACCCCAAACCACCCGAGCUCCUCAUGCUACUUUUAAUCCAACUCAACAAUGACUUUAUUAUCACUGCGGGAUAGGACUGAAUUCACUGCAACAGCUCAAGUUCCCUGUGAAUAAGAAAUAACCUUCCAUUCUACAGAACUGUAUUUAAUACUCAUAUCUACUAAGAAACUAUUAGCAAAAAUUCCUGAUCUUUAGGGCUGUGGCAAUGGGUCACCAGCCAAAGCACUUCCUUGCAAGGCUUGCUGGCCUGGGUUCAAUUCCCCAGCACCUAUGUAAAGCCAGAGAGAAUCCUAAGUUGCAGCCCGGCUAGUCUGAUGUCCAUUUGUAGUGGCAAGACACUGUGUCUCAAAUGCGGAACACAAGACACUUUGAAGCUGUCCUCUGACCUCCAAAGCAUGUGUUGCACCCAUACACACACACACAUUUUUAAAAAAAUCAUUUCUACCAAUAUGGAAGGACAACUAAAGUCAAACUUUGUCUAAAACUAUAAUUUUUUUAGGAUCAAGAUGAUGUAAAAUGUGAUAAUUCUAAGUUAUAAGGAAAAGGAAAUGAGUAAUAGCUAAAUAUAUCCCUUAUAUAGCCUGUCUAUAACCACUGAUGUUGUGUGUAUAGCUGAGCUGGCACUUGACCUCCUUGCCUCCUGAUUUUCCCUCAUGUAAUACCAAGUCCUGGAAUCGCAUUGUUUGACUUGUAAGAAGAACCAUUUUAGAUUAGUACUGCUAUUUUGUACAGCCAUCUGAGCAUAAGAGUCCAAGGUCAAUAACACUGAAAUCUUUUAGGGAAAUAUGAAUCACUGUCCUGAGUGUUCAUAAAAAGACAACAAUUUAUCAAGUCAGGCGUGGUGGUGCA